This is a messenger RNA of Exophiala aquamarina CBS 119918, 274 nucleotides long. RefSeq lists its product as uncharacterized. NCBI's taxonomy places the organism in Eukaryota, Fungi, Ascomycota, Eurotiomycetes, Chaetothyriales, Herpotrichiellaceae. The record is from RefSeq and is a predicted model, not a curated record. The transcript has a single exon. Bases 1 to 240 code for a protein of 79 amino acids.
AUGGCAUCUGAACUUUUUGCCAACGUUUUCGUUGUGCCUCCUGUUUCUAUGAAGAGACCAGACGGCGGUCAUGCCGGAACUUGGCCCCCCAUUGCCUACACACUGACCUAUGGACCUAAUCCGCAUACUUGUCAACGCUUCAUUCACAAUAGACGGCACGUCAACCUUAACGGACUGGAUUUCUGCAAUAAUCGGCUAGAAGGAACUUGUUGCCGCUUACAUCUCUCAUGGACUUGGUGAUAGCUUCUUUGGCCUGCCCACCCUUCGGAAGUGA